CCGCGCGCGGGGGUGGGGCGGUUUCCGCUUCCGGGUCGGCGGUCGGGGCCGGGGGGGCUCGCUGCAGCUGCCGCAGCCGCCAUCGCCGCCGCGAUGCCGAAAGGAGGUAGAAAAGGAGGCCACAAAGGCCGAGCCAGACAGUACACGAGUCCUGAAGAGAUUGAUGCCCAGCUCCAAGCAGAAAAGCAGAAGGCAAAGGAAGAAGAAGAGCAAGAGGAAGGAGGUGAAGGAGCAACAGGGGACCCCAAAAAGGAGAAGAAGUCUUUAGAUUCAGAUGAGAGUGACGAAGAUGAUGAGGACUAUCAGCAAAAGCGCAAAGGAGUGGAAGGGUUGAUAGACAUAGAGAAUCCCAACCGUGUCAUUCAGACAACCAAAAAAGUCACUCAGCUGGACCUGGAUGGGCCCAAGGAGCUGUCCCGGCGGGAGCGAGAGGAAAUAGAGAAACAAAAGGCAAAAGAAAGAUACAUGAAAAUGCACCUAGCUGGCAAAACAGAGCAAGCAAAGGCAGACCUCGCCCGACUAGCCAUCAUUCGGAAGCAAAGGGAAGAAGCUGCCAGAAAGAAAGAAGAAGAAAGAAAAGCAAAAGACGAAGCGGCCAUGGCAGGUAAAAGACUGCAGUCACUAUCCCUUAACAAGUAAGCACAGGACACACAAGAGGAGGAACCACCAGGGAACUGUGCCUGGUGCCUGCCAGGAGCUCUGUCGUGUUGCAUACCACAGGUGCCACGUCGGGUGUACUGCAGCAUCGAAGUCACUUCACCUCCAAGAGACACUGACGAUGUGUUUGUCCUCAUCCUGGCACAGAUAUCCAUUUGGGGUUAGGGGCAGCUGCUGUCUUUGGGGCAGAACUGUGCUGAACAGCAAUUCUCUGUAACAGUUUGGAAACCUGAAUGGGGUUUUUUUGUUGACUGGUUUUAGGAUUAAAAACUUAUAGACCGGGGCAGGGCGGGAGGGAGCUGUGUGGGAGGGGAGAUGCUUCAAAUAUUAGAUUGCAAGAAACUAGAUUGUGGGGUCGAGGUGGGGGGGGUGGCAUGGGGUGGGGAACUUUGACUUGCUAGUGAAAGCCCAAAGGAUGGUGUAUCUGAGGAAUCCUUGUGGGCAAACUGCCCAUCACACUUUGCUGCAGGGCGUUGCAGUGUGAGCUGGGAGCCUGACUUCAUGGACAUCUGGAGUGCUGUUCCCAGUUUCAUCCCUCCUUUCUUGCAGCCAGUCUCCCCUUUCCCUCCUCUUCAUUUUUAUUUUGUUUUUCUUCUCCUUGUUAGGGAUAGUGCCAGUUUUUAACCACAUCAUCCUUUGUUUAAAGGAAAGAAACCCACAACAUUAAUUGUAUCAGAACCAGGUGGAAAAAAAAUACCCCAAACUUGAUAAAGUUUGAAAACCAACAACAGCAGAACUUGUAUAUUUGGCUGAUUAAAAUGUAAGUUAUCAUAA
Molecule: messenger RNA, 1431 nt
Organism: Colius striatus (speckled mousebird)
Lineage: Eukaryota; Metazoa; Chordata; Aves; Coliiformes; Coliidae
Gene: PDAP1
Product: PDGFA associated protein 1
Exons: 6
Coding region: 94-639 (181 amino acids)
Cellular component (GO): cytosol
Molecular function (GO): RNA binding
Source: RefSeq, a predicted model, not a curated record